Molecule: messenger RNA, 1348 nt
Organism: Vigna umbellata (rice bean)
Lineage: Eukaryota; Viridiplantae; Streptophyta; Magnoliopsida; Fabales; Fabaceae
Product: Pentatricopeptide repeat (PPR) superfamily protein
Source: RefSeq, a predicted model, not a curated record
UAUUUUAUUUUAUUAAAAUACACGUGCCGCUCCCGUCUGCUCCAAAGGCACUGUCUCUUCUUCCACAGCUACUGUGCCAGCCUUCCACCACCGCGCGAGCGUCCCACCGUGCCACCACGCCGGCUUCCUACCGUGAAACCACCACCACUCCUCACCGCCUCACUACCUCCUAUCAUACAAUCAACUCCUACCGCGCCGCCACCUUCGACCUCGCCAUCACCUCCACAGCGACACCAAAUCCCACCGCGCCAAGCGUCGACUACAGCGCUAGAUUAAUUUUCGAUAAGAAACGGUCAUAUCUCCGCCGCCAUUGCCUUUGAACAUUCGUCUGUGAGCAUUGACAAUAAUGGAAUCGAUAGUGAAAAAAUUUCGGUCAAAAUUCAUCAAAGUUAGGGAAGAGAUAAAUAGAUGGGACGAACUUCAAUCUUGCUUAAUUUCACAGUUUAGGAACGCUUCCCAUAUUGUCGAUAGGUUACAGUUGCUUCAAAAUUCCAACAAUCAUGGUGUUCUAAAUUGUGUCAGUGGCAUGAGAGGUGCUCUUUUGGAGAAGCAAAUUGAAUCGCUCAGCAACAUUUUGGUUUCCAUGAGAAAGACUUUGGAAGAGUUUCGUUGUAUUGCCUUAUCUCUUGACAAAAUUCACCGAGACAGUAGACAACUAGUGAAUGGCGGUUCUUCUCAACUGAAUAAGAAACAAUUGCAGCAACAAGUUGGCAUGAAACCUAGUGUUAUUUAUUGCCUUGAUAGCCUGAUGUUAAUACAUGAGAUAUACAACUCUGAGUAUUUAUUAAAAUCAUCAGUGAUCUCUGCCCUAUCCGAAAUGGCUUUAAAACCCAGUGUCAGUGAUCUCGUUGCACUUCAGCAACUCUUGGUUGAUCAACCCAAUAUCCAAACUGAGGAAGUUCAAUUUGUAUUUGAUAUGAUAUUUGCCGAAGAACUGAGUUGAAGAACCUCUCUACUAUGGAUGUUGACUAUGAACCGGGUUAUGCCUGAGCUUUUUAUAUUUUAUCUUCAUUUAAAUAUUUUUUGACAGUCAUAUUUUACUUCCCAAUAUAAACUAAUACACCAUUAGGAUUUGGGUUAAAUAUCGCUUCCAAAUAUAAGGAAGCAAAAGGAAACAGUCUUUUUGGGGAUUAAAAGAAAGUGCUUGUAUAUUUAGAUUGACUAAAAAUAUAUAUAAUCCUGAAAUUCUUCUGGGGAUUAAAAGAAAGUGCUUGUAUAUUUAGAUUGACUAAAAAUAUAUAUAAUCCUGAAAUUCUUAUAUUGGAUUAGGGUUUCUUUAAGAAUAUCUUUAGAUGUAUAUGUUAUUCAAACAUUGACAUUCAUAAUAAAAUUUUUGGUUUCGCAUUGC